Messenger RNA from Fomitiporia mediterranea MF3/22, 177 nucleotides. RefSeq lists its product as uncharacterized. The annotation marks the transcript as partial. The record is from RefSeq and is a predicted model, not a curated record. The transcript has a single exon. NCBI's taxonomy places the organism in Eukaryota, Fungi, Basidiomycota, Agaricomycetes, Hymenochaetales, Hymenochaetaceae.
GAUCUUCCAUUAGAGCUCCUUCCUUUAAUUGUACAACAAAUAAUCAGACCACAUCACCUCACACAAUUAUGUCUCGUCAACAAGGACUUCUACUCCUGUGCUGUUCCGCUAUUGUAUGAGCGAACCGCAAUCUUCGCGUGGCACAGAGAAGGAAAGAAAAGAGUGUGUGAACACUUU